Messenger RNA from Micromonas commoda, 492 nucleotides. RefSeq lists its product with no specific name. The transcript is spliced from 2 exons. Lineage: Eukaryota; Viridiplantae; Chlorophyta; Mamiellophyceae; Mamiellales; Mamiellaceae. The annotation marks the transcript as partial. The record is from RefSeq and is a predicted model, not a curated record. Gene Ontology annotation, molecular function: calcium ion binding.
AUGGGCGGCAGGCUCGUGCCCUUCGAGCGCGCCCGGGAGCAGCGCUUCAUCGACGGCCUCGACCGGUACCUGAAGGAUCAGCACGCCCGACUCAAGGAUGUCUUUGACACCUUUGAUCGCGACAGAGUCGGGGCGCUGAACCGCUCGGACGUUUCGACGAUGAUUCGCGCUCUCCUGCCCGACGCCACGGCGGGAGACGUGCAGUACAUCCUCACUUUACUCGACAUCGACAGCGACGGGGAGGUGAGCUUCACGGAGUUUCUCGGCGCGGUGCUGAAGAUCCUGACAGACUACGUCAGCUCCCGCGGCGUCAGCCUGGCGCAGGCUUUCGACGAGUUUGACUCUGCGCACACCGGAUUCCUCACCCACAACGGACUCAUAGCGAUGCUCAGGAAGCUCAUCCCGAACCUCUCGAACGCCGAGCUCAAGCACAUGGCGCACCACCUGAGGCAGAUGGACGCGGACGGCGACGGUCGCGUCACCCUCGCCGAG